UUACCACUGUGGAAAGUUCACUCGUGCCAUCAAAUCUAACUCCAGUCAGCAGAGAUAUGGAGCACAGGACUUUCCUACGACUUAGGGGCGUCAAGAACCCCCAACCACAAAGGUUUAACUAAGCUAAGGAUCUCAAUAGAACCAGUACCCCUUUAGAAAGGGAGGAUCACACAAUGGGCAUCUUUACCAAGAAUGGAAUGAUCAGCCUUGUCAUAUUGUUUCUGCACUCCACGACUUGCCAAGAAAUUUUAUACAAUACAGACUCUUCCCCUUUUAACUUCACUCAGAGUGCGUACCAUGCAACAAUCUACGAGAACUCUGCCCCAAAAACCUAUGUAGUUAGUCAGGUUAAGAUGGGUAUUUAUCUUAAGGACCCUCAAUGGACAAUAAAAUAUCGCAUUGUAUCUGGUGACAGCACUGGCCUAUUUAAGACAGAGGAGAUGGUAGUUGGGGACUUCUGCUUUUUACGUAUACGAAUACGGAGUGGUAACACAGCUCUUUUGAACAGAGAAGUAAAAGACAAUUAUCAGCUUAUCAUUUAUGCUUCAGAAAAGAACAUAGAGUAUGAGGUACGGACUAAAGUUAUUAUUCAAGUUUUAGAUAUCAAUGACUUGAGGCCACUUUUCCUUAAAACAUCAUAUAUGUUCAAAAUAAAAGAAGAUGCUCCUUUAAAAACAGUUCUCGGCAAAAUAAGUGCUACUGAUGCAGAUUUAGGCCAGAAUGCUAUGUUUUAUUAUAAGCUAAACACCCAGUCAUCAUUCUUCUGCAUUCACCCAACAAGUGGUAUUGUCAUGUUAGUUGGAAAGCUAAAUGCUACAGAGAGAGCUAUUCACAAGCUUGAAAUUCUAGCAGUUGACCGUAUGAGAAAAAUUUCAGAAGGUAAUGGAUUUGGCAAUGUGGCAUAUCUUGAAGUCCUAGUGGAGCAAUCAAUAAAAAAGCCUCCUUUUAUUUCUUCAGUAACUACAACCUUACCAGACUCAUCUGAUAGACUCCUGUAUGCAACUUUGAUCAUGGAUUCAGCAGACCAAGACUGCAACAUAGAUCUUGUAGAGAUUGUAUCUGGAGACCCAAUAGGUUAUUUUAAAGUGGUAAGGUCUUAUGUGGGUAAAAAUGAAUUUACAAUUGUAUCUACUGCCCAAAUUAACUGGUUAGAAAACCCACAUGGCUUCAAUAUCACUCUUAGAGCCAAAGACAAAAGCAGACCACCUACAUAUUCCCCACUAAAAACAAUUUACAUACCACCAUGGAAAUAUGCCUUAGCAAGAUUCGAACAGGAGAUUUACAAAGUACAGAUUAGUGAAUGUGCUCCUCCUGGAAGUCGUGUCACACUAGUCAAAAUUAUUCCAGAAAUUCCCAGUGGGGGUUAUCACUUUAAAACGCCAACAGACAAAUUUAAAAUUAUCCCUCACACUGGCUUGAUUUUUACCAACAGAUUUAUGGAUGUGAAAGACCAAUCUCAAUUGGAAGUCAUAGCACUUAAUGGGCAGAUUUCAUCUACGGUUAUUGUUGAUAUUUUAGAUUGUAAUAAUCAUGCGCCAGUUUUCAUGCAAGCUUCAUACCAAGGAACCUUUAAUGAAAAUGUCCCCAUAGGAACCAAAAUUGUACAGGUUAGUGCUAGGGAUGGUGACCUGGGAAAUAAUGGUGUUGUAACUUACAAUAUAGCAAGCCCUAAAAAUGCACCUUUCAUCAUAGAUAAAUUUACAGGUGUUAUUAGGACAUCUAGGGUUUUGGAUUAUGAAUUAACACAAAGGCUGUAUCACCUAACUGUUUGGGCAUCUGACUGGGGUUCACCAUUUCGUAGACAGAGCUCUGUACAUGUCUCCCUCAUACUUAACAAUUUAAAUGAUAAUGCACCCGUGUUUGAGAAUGUGAACUGCAAUAUAAGUAUUCCAAGAGACUUGCCUAUUGGGGAGAAAGUCAUAGCUCUAUCAGCAGUGGAUAUAGAUGAGCUCCAAAAUAUCCAGUAUGAGAUCCUGGCUGGCAAUGAGCUGCAGAAGUUUAAAUUAGAUUCUACAUCAGGGGUGAUAACAAUUAGAAAUGAUUUUUACGGUCUACCAGAUUCCCAGCCUUCCUUUUACUCACUUUUUAUUACUGCAAAUGAUGGAGACAAUAAUGCAGUGCCCAAUAUAGUUAAUAUCACAUUAUUAAAUGAAGGUUCUCCAGUGUCAGCACAAUGUGAGGAAACUGGAGUGCUAAAAAAAAUAGCUGCCAGUAUUAUAGACUCGCUUGGAUCUCACUCUCAAGAUCAUGGAUAUGAGGAUGACACUUCUUUCAACAUACAUCUUUUAAACAGUCACAUUCCUAAAUUUGAUGACAAUUUCCCAAUAUCAAUUGAUGUGCCUGAAGACACGCCAGUCAACUCUGUCAUCACUCAGCUAUCUGCCACUGAUCUUGAUAUGGGUUUUAAUGGCCAACUGGUCUAUGCAAUCUCUGAUGGAGCUGAUGAUGGUUGUUUUGCUAUUGAUAUGGAGUCAGGAAAGUUGAUUGUCUUGUUGCCAUUAGAUCGUGAAACUGCAAGUUCAUAUAUUUUGAAUAUUACAGUGUAUGACCUUGGAACACCUCAAAGGUCAUCCUGGAAGAUUUUAGCAGUCAAUUUGAUUGAUGCAAAUGAUAAUGCUCCCUGUUUUCCAUCAUCUGGAUAUUGUGUUACAUUACCAGAAGAUUCCAAAAUCGGUACCACUGUCCUUAAGGUUAAAGCAGAGGAUAAUGACAUGGAGGACAAUGGAAAAGUAAAGUACUCACUUCUGACACCCACAGAUACGUUUGCAAUUGAUAGUAUUACUGGAGAGUUAACUGUAAAGGGGAGAUUGGAUAGAGAGCUGUUAGCAAAGUAUAGGCUCAAAAUAGAGGCCAGAGAUCAACCUAAAAAUGACAAACAGCAGCUUUCCAUCACCGAUGUUGUUGUGACUUUGGAAGACGUCAAUGACAAUACUCCACACUGCACACCUUUAACAGCUAAUGUCAAAGUGCCAGAAGAUCUUCCUUUAGGAACUGUUGUUUACUUUGUUGAAGCUCUGGACACGGACAUUGGUGCCAACGGAGAAGUUUCUUAUGCCCUUAUCAAUGAUGAACUUGGUAUUUUUCAGGUGGAUAAAUUAACUGGAGCUGUGAUUCUUGAAAAAGAGCUUGAUUUUGAGAAAAGAUCAUUAUAUAAUUUGACAGUGAGAGCUACAGAUGCUGGUCAUCCAUUCCCUCAUUCAUCAAUUUGUCAUAUGGAAGUAGAAGUGCUGGAUGUCAAUGAGAACCUACAGUCCCCUUAUUUCCAGUCUUUUGUGUUCCAAGCAUCAGUGCCAGAAAAUUCACCACCUGGAACCACUGUCCGUUCAAUUACAGCACAAGAUGAAGAUAAAGGGAAAGAUGGGGAAAUACGAUAUUCAAUUCGGGAUGGAACUGAUCUUUCUGCCUUCAGCAUUGAUGAGGAAUCAGGUGCAAUCCGGACUGAGGUCCCUUUAGACCGAGAAUCUGUUUCUCAUUACUGGUUGACAAUUUAUGCCACCGACAUGGGCACUGUCCCUCUGUUUUCUGUUGCUGAGGUUUACAUUGAAGUUACUGAUAUCAAUGAUAACAUUCCACAGUUGUCCCACGCUGUGUUCUAUGCUUCAGUUCCUGAGAAUUCACCAGCUGAUCUUUCUAUCCUUCAACUGGAAGCUUCAGAUGCUGACUCCAUAUCUGCCAACCAGCUCUCCUACCAAUUCUCUGCUGGGAACAGCCAGGGAUUUUUCAGGUUGAACCCAAACACUGGCUUGAUCUCUACAACAAAUCAACAAUUAGAUCGUGAAACCAAAGAAGAGCACAUUCUUGAGGUCAUGGUGUCUGAUAAUGGUGCACCCCCUUUGCAGUCCAUGUCUCGGGUAGUCAUACAGGUGCUGGAUAUGAACGACAAUGCUCCAACUUUCCCUCAGAAACUCUUUACAGUUCAGCUACCUGAGCUUGAAGCCUCCUCUGGUCCUUCUCCAAUCUACAGACUUAUAGCUCUAGACCGGGACAAAGGAAUUAAUGGCCAAGUGAAAUACAGCAUCACUGAGCCUCCUGGAGACACGUUUAUAAUCAAUCCCAUAACAGGGAUCAUCUCCUCUAAAGGACCAUUUUCAGCUGGGGAGUACCAUAUUCUGACGGUUAAAGCAGCAGAUAAUGGAAGUCCUCCUCGAUCUUCCACAGUGAGACUCCAUAUCCAGUGGAUCAAUAAUCCGGCCCCUUCAGAAGAACCUCUGGCAUUUGAUGAGCCUCAAUUUACUUUCGAAGUUAUGGAAACAGAUCCUGUAAAUCAAAUGAUAGGUUUAAUCAGCACAGAGUUUACCAAUGGUCAGACUUGGUUUCAAAUUAUAGGUGGGGACGACGACCUUGAUUUUGACAUUGAUAAGAGCACUGGCGGAUUGGUCAUUGCCCGACCUUUGCAGGCAAACAAGAAAUCUAGUUACAACCUCACUGUGCAAGUCACAGAUGGAUCCAGUACUAUUAGCACCCAGGUUUUUAUAAAAGUAAUACCCUUUAAUCGUCAUCGUCCAGAAUUCCUGCAAAGCCAUUAUGAGAUUCAGGUAUCUGAAGAUGUAAAACUUGGAACUGAAGUGCUUAAAGUCCGUGCCACGGACAAGAACAGUGGAAGCCGAGUAAUUUAUACCAUCCAUGGAAGUGCGGACCCAAGAAGUGCCAAAAUGUUCCGUCUUGACCCAAACAGUGGUGCCCUGGUUGUCACAGAGACACUGGAUUUUGAGUCUAUGCCUCUUCACAUUCUGAAUGUGAUGGUGAGGGACCAGAAAGUUACCAUUAAACGUAACUUUGCAAGAGUUACCAUCCAGGUACAGGAUUACAAUGAUCACUCUCCUCACUUUAUCCGUUCAUUGCAUGAAGUAUCACUGCCAGAAUCAGCUCCCCCUGGUACAGAAAUUGUACAAGUCAGAGCAACUGAUAAGGAUCAAGGGGACAAUGCAAAGAUCAAAUAUUCUAUACAAGCAGGUAACAGUGAAGGAUUUUUUAACAUCAAUGCUGUCUCAGGUGUGAUUACCGUAGCAAAUAAACUGGAAAAACCUAUGAAGAGCACAUUUACUUUGACCAUCUCUGCAGCUGACCAAGGGACACCACAACUUCACGAUUUAGCCAAUGUUAAUGUGCAGAUUAAGUCAGCUGAUACUUCACCUCCAAAAUUUACCUCUUCAGAACAUUUUGUAGAAAUAAGUGAAUUAUUACCCAUUGGAUCUUUUGUAACUAUUGUGUCAGCAACUGGAAGUUCCUCCAUUAACUAUGAAAUUAAAGGAGGUGAUGCAGAAAGUGUAUUUUAUAUCAACUGCUAUUCAGGCAUCAUUUCUACCCAGAAGAAGCUUGAUUAUGAGGUAACCUCUUACUACCAACUGAAAGUUCAUGGCAAAAAUGCCUUUGGAUAUUACAGUGACACAACAAUUUUUAUCUACAUCAUUGAUGAGAAUGACAAUGCUCCUUUCUUCACCCAGACAAUGUAUUUUGGCCAGAUUAGUGAAGAUGCAAUUAGAGGUAGUAUGGUUACUAAUCUGGACCUCACUCCUUUGAUUAUUCAGGCUACUGACAAUGACACAGAGGCAAAUGCCUUGCUUACCUAUGAGAUCCUGGAUCCAGAAGUGCUCAGGUUCUUUCAAAUAAACCCAAGCAUGGGCACUCUCUUCACUGUGACUGACCUAGAUUAUGAGAUGACCCCCGUUUUUCAUUUUGAUAUUUAUGUCCAUGAUGAAGGAAGUCCAUGUUUGUAUACCUUGAAGCCUGCAAAAGUCAUCAUACAUGUGAUUGAUAUUAAUGACACUCCACCUAAAUUUUUAAAGAAUACCUAUGAAACUAGCAUGUACCUACCUGCCUACAACUACAUGCAGAUUCUUAAUGUAUCCGCUAUAGAUGUCGAUUCAGAAGUUACAUAUGGGAUUUCAACAGGCAACACAGACAAAGCUUUUUCUAUUAAUCCAAAAACUGGACAACUGACUUUGAAUAAUCCUUCCAUUUUGCCAUCAAACCGUUUACUAACUGUAACAGCAUGGGACGGUGUGCUUGAAGAUAGCGCAGUGGUUAAAAUCAACGUGUCAGAAAUCAGUAAAACUUCCCUAAAAUUUCUUCAAGAGUUCUACACAGUGGAGGUAGCUGAAAAUGUUGCUGAUAUCAAGGUUUUAAAUACAUUAGACGUGAUAGGUAACCAGCUGAAUGAACCUCUUUAUUUUUCAGUCCUUACAUGUAUAGAACACUUUAAAAUAAGUACAUCUUCUGGGGUGUUGCAAACUACGGGACUUCCAAUGGACAGAGAAAAACAAUCUAAAUAUGAUGUUAUGAUUGAAGUAAGAGACAUCAGAAAACCACAACGUGUAGCUCGGAGUAAGGUAGAAGUCUACAUAACAGAUGUUAAUGAUAAUGUGCCAGAAUUCAUAAAUACUCCAUAUUUCUCAUCUAUAGAAGAUGGGAUGGAGCCAGGUGAUGUUAUAUUCCAAGUGUCAGCCAUAGACAAGGACAGUGGAAAGAACAGUGUUUUAACAUACUGGCUUGUAGAAGAUUAUAAGUACUUUAGGAUUGACCCAUUCCAGGGAGAUAUUGUCCUCAAAAAGCCUUUUGAUUUUGAAGCAUUAAAUCAGUAUGUGCUUAGAGUAGGAGUAAAAGACAACGGAGAGCCUUCUUUGCAGGCAGAAGAAGAUGUGGUGAUCAUUGUUAGAAAUAAAUCCAAUCCAAUAUUCCAAAGUUUUUACUAUACAGUGACAGUACCAGAAAAUGUACCAAUCAACACUCCCAUUUUGCACAUCCAGGCUCGCAGCCCAGAGGGGUUUCGUGUGAUCUAUAAUAUUGUAGAAAAUGAAGCUCUUGGUCUGUUUAGUGUUGACUUUAGGACAGGUGCUCUUAGCAUUUCUGGACAAUUAGAUUAUGAAAUAAAAACAAGACAUACAAUAACAGUGAGAGCAACUGACACAGCUCUUGGAUUUUUUUCUGAGGUAAAGGUUGCAAUAGAAGUGGAGGAUAUUAAUGACCAUGCACCAAGAUUCUCGCAGUUGGUAUACAUCAGUCAAGUUAUAGAAGGAUUGCCUCCUCAUAGACCAGUAAUCAGUGUCUUUGUUUCAGACAAAGAUUCUGGACAAAACCAGGAAGUGUCAUACCACAUUUUAGGAAAUAAUACAGAUAAUGUGCAUGAUUACUUCCAUAUCAAUGUGAAAACAGGGUUAAUCACAACUGCCCAAGAACUGGAUUACGAAGCAAGACGUAAUUUUCUUUUCAAAGUUAGAGCAAUUGAUAAUGGAUUACCACCACUGCACACUGAUGCUCUGGUAAUUGUGAACAUAUCUGAUAUUAAUGACAAUCCUCCAGUGUUUAGGGAAAAGCAAUAUGAAGCCAACAUAAGUGAACUUGCAAACUAUGGUCACAUUGUCAUUAAAGUUCAAGCACUCGAUCAAGAUACUGUGGAUGCUGGAAAGUUAGAAUAUCUGAUUAUUUCAGGAAACAGUCAUCGACACUUCAUUAUAAAUAGAACUUCUGGAAUUAUUUCUUUGUCUAACCUAUGUAGGAACAAUUUAGAUUUAUCUUACCACCUACAGGUUUCUGCUUCAGAUGGUGUCUACAGGGCCACUGCACCAGUGUAUAUCAAUGUAACCUAUGCCAAUAAACAUAGCCCUUCCUUCCAGCAAGAUAUGUAUGAGAAGGAACUUGCAGAAAAUGCAGAUAUAGGUACUUCAGUAAUUGAUGUAAUAGCUACUGACCCUGAUGAUGGGCCUUAUGGCUCAAUUAAUUAUAUCAUAAUUAACAAGCUGGCAUCUGAAAAGUUUUCAAUUGAUGGCACAGGGCAUAUAACUACUUUGAUGAAACUAGACAGAGAGAAUGCAACAGAGAGAGUUAUAUCAAUCAAAGUUAUGGCCAGGGAUGGAGGAGGUAGAGCUGCUUUCUGUACGGUUAAAAUAAUCCUCACUGAUGAGAAUGAUAAUGCUCCUCAGUUUAAAGCCACUGAGUACACACUAUCUGUCCAGUCUAGUCUCAGUAAGGGAAUUCCCAUCAUUCAAGUUGUUGCAUUUGAUGCUGAUGAAGGAUUGAAUGCAGAUGUCACAUACUCAGUAGAGGCAUCUGAUGAAGAACUUUUGCAGAUAAAUCCAUCUAACGGUAUCAUCACAGCUAAGAAAAGCCUUUUCGGAUUAGAAAACCAAGCAAUUAGUUUUACAGUUAUUGCAAAGGAUGGAGCCCCUCCACAUUGGAGCUCAUUUGUCCCAGUUCAUAUUGAGAUUGUGCCAAUAGAGGUCCAUUUGCCAAGAUUUUCUGAGCCACUAUAUAGUUUCUCAGCUUCUGAAGACCUGCCAACAGGGUCUGAAGUUGGACUGGUUAAAGCAAUGGCUGUAGAGCCAAUCAUCUAUAGUCUAGUAGAAGGAACAAUUCCAGAGAGCAAUAAAGAUGGGGUGUUUACACUCAAUGAGCACACAGGAGCUUUAAUCAUGAGAAAGGGUGUAGACCAUGAGAAAACAAAAUGGUACCUCAUUGAUGUUCAAGCUAACUGUACUCACUUAGGGAAGGAACUAGUAUCCUUAGUAUCAGUAAGCAUACAAGUAAAAGACAUCAAUGAUAAUCAACCUAUUUUUGAGGCAGAUGUAUACAGAGCAUCACUUACAGAAAACAUGCCUGCUGGUACCACAGUUAUACAAGUCACUGCCAAUGACCAGGAUACAGGCAGAGACGGUAUGGUGUCUUAUAGUCUUAAAUCAGAUUCUGAAGAGAUUGAGCAAUUCUUUAACAUUGACAGUGACAAUGGAUGGAUCACAACCUUAAAGGAGCUUGACUGUGAGACACAACAGAUUUAUCGUUUCUACGUGGUGGCUUCAGACCAAGGCAGGAAGGUACGUCUCUCUUCUGAGACAAUUGUAGAAGUGGCUGUGGUCGAUGAUAAUGACAACCCACCUUGGUUCACCUCUAAAAUAAACAGAGGAUCUGUUGUAGAAAAUAGUCCAGCAGGCCAGAUCUUAGUUACCCUCAAAACUCAGGACAAGGACAUGACCGAAAGCAACAGAAAAGUAACCUGUUACAUCACAGAUGGAGACUCUCUUGGUCAGUUCAGCAUUAAUGAAGUUGGAGAUCAGUGGGUUGUCUCCUCAAAAAAGCCAAUGGACAGAGAGGAAGAAGAGAAACAUCUUCUGAAAGUCACAGCAUCUGAUGGUAAAUUUCAGGCUACAACAGAGGUUGAAAUUAUUGUUCUUGACAUCAACGAUAACAGCCCAGAAUGCCAGCAGAUGUUUUACACAGCAACUGUUCCAGAGAAUGCACUUCCAGGCAUUUUUAUCCUUAAGGUAUCAGCGAAAGACCCUGAUAUCGGCAAUAAUGCUCAAAUAGCAUACACACUUCAUGGACUUGGAGAUAACCAUUUCAGACUGGAUCCACAUACUGGUGAACUAACAACAUUGGCAACAUUAGACCGGGAGCAAAAGGCCUCAUACAAUCUUGUUGCUAAGGCCACAGAUGGAGGAGGGCUGUCCUGCCAGACGGAAAUUUUCCUACAACUAGAAGAUGUAAAUGAUAAUGCACCAUUAUUCUCUAUGGGGCACUACACUGUUACUGUGUUUGACAACACUACUAUAAGGACACCAAUAGCAGUGGUUCUUGCAAGGGACUCUGAUGAAGGUUUAAAUUCAGAGAUCUACUACUCUAUCCCAGAUUCAGUCAAUGAACUUUUUUCAGUUGAAGAAUCCACAGGGGUCAUUCAUUUAGAGAAUCCCUUGGAGGACAUGGAAGAUGCGGUCAUUGAACUUCCUGUGUGUGCUACAGAUAGGGGCUCCCCACACUCACUUUCAACAUGUACCACAAUAACAGUUUCUGUGGUAGCUUUGAGUUACUAUCGUUCAAUAUUUGGAAGCCCUGAGAGAGUAAUCUUGGUUCCAGAAGACAAAGCUGUGGGAUCGGAGCUCUUAAAUCUGUCAGAUCUUACCAAAGACAGCGAUGAAAAAAUUCAAAUCAGAUAUGAAAUUUUGAAUGGGAAUGAUAAUCAGAUGUUCCGCCUCACACCAGAGACAGGAGCAUUGUACUUGAACAGAAAUCUAGAUUUUGAAGUGCACCAUCAAUACUAUCUGUCAAUAGAAGGUACUAAGGCCAGUUCCCCUCCUCUAAGUGAUGUCACUGUUGUGGUAAUUAAUGUCACUGAUGUAAAUGACCACAAGCCGGUAUUCACCCAGGAGGAGUAUGAAGGAGAAAUCAGUGAAAAUGCAAUGCCAGGAGAUCUUGUUCUUGAGGUAUCAGCAGAAGAUAAGGAUGGGCCAAAUAACAAUAAAGUUUUAUAUACCAUAGUUAAGGGAGACCCACUAGGACACUUCUCAGUUCACCCAGAACGUGGAGACGUUAGAGUUUUGACUCGUCUGGACAGAGAGAAAAGGUCGAGUUUUUCUUUGGUACUUCGAGCCAUUGAUAAUGGUUUGCCUGCUCAUUUCAGUGAAGUAGUAGCAAGAAUACAAGUUACCGAUGAGAAUGAUAACCCUCCCAUGUUCUUAGAGUCUAAUUAUAGUCUAGUACUUCUGGAUGGUUCUUCUGUGGGUACCAGUGUCAUCAAGCUUCUUGUGACUGAUAAUGACUCUUCAAGGAAUGGGCCACCUUUCUAUUUCAGUAUUUUGGAUGGAAAUUAUGACAGUAUGUUUCAGAUCAGCACAGAUGGUCUUUUGUCUACAACGUCUGCUCCAAACCGUUUUGCAAAAGAUAAAUAUCUCCUACACAUUCAGGUUAAAGAUAGUGGCGUUCCACACCUUUCUUCUUCCACAUUUGUCAAGAUUCAAAUAAUUGAUCGAAGUCGAUACUCUCCAUCUGUUUUGCCACUGGAAAUAUUCAUCACCACAAAUGAGUUAGCUUUCCGUGGUAGUGUACUUGGAAAGCUCCAUGCUACAGACCAAGAUCCACAUGAUACACUGAUGUACACAUUGGCUGCUGAAGAUCUGAACAGAGGCCUUUUUUCUGUUGGAUUUAGUGAUGGAAAAGUUAUUGCUCUUGAAAGUCUCCAACAAGGUCAUUACGUUUUCAACAUCACAGUCAGUGAUGGAACAUUCUACUCUUUGGCUUCUGUCAACAUCUAUGUGUGGUGCUUUAGUCAGGAGGCUCUUGAUCAGUCUCUGAUCCUCCAGUUCAAAGGGUUGUCUCCAGAAGAGUUUAUAGCAGAUCACUGGAGAAGCUUGCAAAGAUUUCUUGGAAACUUAUUUAAAACUGAUCGACAACAGAUUCAGAUGGCUGGCCUUCAGAAAAAUGAAGAUUCUUCCACUUUAGAUCUUCUUUUGGUGCCUGGAAAAUACACAAGCUCUAUCAAAAUGCCAGAUGAUUUAGUUAUUGAGAUCACUAGGUCAGCAUAUGAGUUAGGGCAGUCUGUUGGACUUCAGAUUGCUAAGAUAUUUCAUUUACCCUGCCAAGGACCACAGUGCAUGCAUCGUACAUGCCAAGAGAUUAUACAACUGGACCCUUCAGUAUUAUCAUCCUACAGCACUGCCAGGCUCAGCGUCAUUACUCCAAGAUACACUCUGCAACAAGUCUGCUCUUGCAAUAACACAGCAGUAAGGUUCAGUGGACAAAGCUUUCUGAGUUAUCGUCAAGAGGGAGACUUGGACCUGAAGUUGCAAUUCCAUAUUAAAACACACCAGUCCCAUUCUGCUCUCAUGUUCACUAAUGGGUCAGUGAUCAUGAUGCUAGAGCUGGUUAAUGGAGCUCUGCAGUUUAGACUACAAUGCGGUGGACAUAUCAUAUAUGACCUGACUUCAGAUGUCUUAGUAAAUAAUGGCAACUGGCACCAAGUUAUUCUGGAGGUGUCUGGAUCAUUAAUACGGCUUCUAGUAAACGGUGUUGAAUCAGCUCAGCAUGAUCAUCUUUCUCAGCCAUGUCCCUCUCAGUACAUACAGCAACAUGUGUUUAUUGGGGCAGUGGUACAAGAGGAAAAUCAUUUGUCACUGGGAUUCCAAGGAUGUCUACAUAACAUCACCAUUAAUGGGCAGACCUUUGCCAGUCUAGGAGACUCCCUCCAAAAAAUGGGCACAACACCAUGCUGUGAUCAGCUCAAUGCCUGUAGCCAGGAUCCAUGCCCAAGCAAUAGACUAUGUGCAGAGAUGCCCUAUGGAGGUUAUUCAUGCCUUUGCCAUUAUCCAUUCAUGGGAUCUGGAUGUGAUCUGGGGACAAAUCCAUGUGCCCCUUCCCUCUGCCAUCAUGGGAGAACCUGUUCACCCAUGUCUAAUGGUUACACGUGUAGUUGCCCACAAGGCUAUGAAGGAGACAGUUGUCAGUUUGGAGUAAGAUCCUGUCUACAAAGCUCUUGCCUGGACCAUGGCAUUUGCAUAUCCAGUAGUACCUGUAACUGCAGUGAAGUGAACCAGGCACAACUUUGUGCAGAGGUGAUAACACCUGACAUGAAAGAUAAGUCCUAUUUGGUGUCUGGACCACAAGAAAUUGUAGAGAUCCUUGGUGGAGUUCUUGCUGUUAUUAUUCUAGUUGGGCUUUUUGUGGUCUUUAGAAAGCGUGUAUGCCAAGGACGUGCCAGCCAUAAGCCAGCCCCACAGGAAGACCCAGACCUAAAACAUCACUUGUCUAGGGACAUUGGAAUAGGUACCCAGGGGCCAUCCAUGGAACUCAACAUCCUCAGUCCUACAUCUCGCAAUCAACUGGAUGCAGAAGGUCAGCCUAGGAGACUUCCUGUCCCAGAGCUCCUUACAUUCUGCAAACCUCAAGUAGCACGAGGACCUGCUAUUUGCAGCGUAGCCCCCAAUCUACCUCCAGCACCUCCAUCCAGCUCUGAUAAUGAAUCUAUUGCUAAAAACAACUGGGAUUGUGAAGAAAAUACUGAAACACCUUACUGGCCACCUAGUUACAUCCGUGCAGAAAUGGAAGAAUACCCAGCAUAUGAGUCCAUUCAGAGCUCACCACCUUCACCAUCAUGCUCAGCACCUCCUAUACCACCUUUGCCAAAAGAAACAGAGACAGAUGCCCUCUUUGGAGGAUUUCCAUUCCCACUAGCAUCCAGUAACAAGAGAGCCCCCUUACCCCCAUGUUACAGCAACCGUAGCUUGGAGGACCUUCUUCCACAGCCUUCCCACUGCCAGGAUCAAUACACUGCCAUUAGCUAUUAUCCCUCCCAACUCCUGCAACCUGAGGGGUUCUCUUACCAACCAGAAGAGGGCUAUAGACAUCUUAGUGUGCGUUUGAGUGUUGCGCAACCUUCAUAUGCAGAUUGUGGUCGUCCACUGAUGGCACCACCAAGUUAUUUGGCACCUAAUAGGGCAGGAAGUGACUAUGGAAGCUGCGAAGAAGUAAUGUUUUAGAAGGUGCCAACUCCAAUUUUCACAGGGUCAAGAUAGAAAGAUAAAGAAACAGACCACACAAUAUUAUAUAAAGAAAAUCAAAUACAAAGUCUGUACAUCAGCAUUGAAAUAUUAUGUUGAUAGUGCAGAUAAGAAAGUAAAACUUAGAAAGAGGAACACAAACUUGCAAGAAAGUGCCAAGAAAGAGCCAGCGUUUUCCGCUUUCUUCUACCAUUUUCAUGGUGUUUAUGCUGCUGUGAACUUCAAAUCAUUCUUUCAGCUCUAAGCUCUUAUAUUUGAGGAUGGUCAUACAGAGAAAUAGUUUUCUUUUCAAAUUGCUGCUGGACAGUCAAGUUAAAAAGUGCUCUUACAGUGAAAUAUUCUUGGAAUAGAAGAUCUAAUGUAGAGAACUUGGGACAAGUACCUAAGCUGGUGAAAGAUGAUAAAGAUCCAGCAUAUACCAUACCAUACAUAGCAGAAUAUGUUUGAAUGUCUGGUCUCUUUGACUAAUGUGACCCUAAAGAACUGUAGAUUAUUCAGUAUUACCAUAUCAGCUCUGAAGUGUUACUGUGUAAUCCUUUAGCACUUUAGCAGUGGACUGCUCAAUAAACAUGACUGGUUAUAUGUUGGACAAUUAAUAUGCAUCCCAGAAUUAAUAAAAAUGCAGUUAUAACACUGCAUGUGUGUUGUCUUCUACUGAUGCAUGUGCUGCUGUCUAAAGAAUUUAAAAGUAAAGGACACAUCUCUUUCCUCCAAAACUGUUUAAUACUCUUUAUGUACAUAUGUCUAUUUUUUAAAACAAAAAAUACAUUAAAGUAUAAUUUUUAUAAA
Bombina bombina (fire-bellied toad) is the source of this 14048-nucleotide messenger RNA. It is a transcript of the gene FAT2, whose product is annotated as FAT atypical cadherin 2. The record is from RefSeq and is a predicted model, not a curated record. Bases 174 to 13238 code for a protein of 4354 amino acids. Gene Ontology annotation, cellular component: plasma membrane; catenin complex. Lineage: Eukaryota; Metazoa; Chordata; Amphibia; Anura; Bombinatoridae. Gene Ontology annotation, biological process: homophilic cell-cell adhesion. Gene Ontology annotation, molecular function: calcium ion binding; cadherin binding. The transcript is spliced from 24 exons.